Anneissia japonica is the source of this 4869-nucleotide messenger RNA. Its product is annotated as phosphatidylserine synthase 1-like. Lineage: Eukaryota; Metazoa; Echinodermata; Crinoidea; Comatulida; Comatulidae. Gene Ontology annotation, biological process: phosphatidylserine biosynthetic process. Gene Ontology annotation, molecular function: L-serine-phosphatidylethanolamine phosphatidyltransferase activity. The record is from RefSeq and is a predicted model, not a curated record. The transcript has 12 exons. The coding region runs from base 37 to 1425 and encodes 462 amino acids.
CAACAGCGACGUGUAGAGUGUGUACGCCCAUGAGAGAUGAGGCGACCAAAGAAAGGGCACAGGCGAACUUCAUCUGAAAUCAGUGAUCAUUUCCAUCUUAUAAAUGAACAAGAAGUGGAUGAUAUAACACUAGAAUUCUUUUACAAGCCUCAUACUCUCACUCUAUUAUUUGGUGCUUUUUUCGCAACGCUGUUUUUUGCAUUUACUCGAACUAGUGAGGAUGACUCGGAACAGAAUAUCUGGAAUGGACUUUGCUGCGUGGCAUUUUUCUUUCUUCUCAUAAGUCUCCUUGCCUUUCCUAACGGACCAUUUACCAGACCUCAUCCAGCAGUAUGGAGAAUUGUAUUUGGAGUGAGUGUGAUGUAUUUACUAUUACUUGUGUUCAUGCUAUUUCAAAACUACUCGGCAGUGAUGAGAAUGAUUCGUUUUGCAUUCCCUGACCUACAAGCAUACCAGCCACUGGAGAAAGAGUAUGGAGCCAACUGCUCGGAUUUUAGCAUAGACCGGCUGUGGCAUCAGAUGGACUGGUUUGUAAUUAGUCAUUUCGUUGGUUGGGUCGUAAAAGCCAUGAUGCUGAGGCAUUAUGGGUUAUGUUGGGUCAUCAGUGUAACAUGGGAAAUAACAGAGGUUUUCUUUGCACAUUUGCUGCCCAAUUUUGCUGAAUGCUGGUGGGACUCCAUACUUAUGGAUAUCUUCUUCUGCAAUGCCCUUGGCAUCUGGGCUGGCAUGUCCAUCUGUAAGAAGCUUGAGAUCACAGAAUUCCAUUGGGAAAGCAUCAAGGAUAUUCGGUCUACCUCUGGUAAAAUCAGACGAGCUGUGUUGCAGUUCACGCCUGCAAGUUGGACUCAUGUUAGAUGGCUGGAUCCCAAUUCCUCCUAUAUGAGAAUUAUUGCAGUUUACAUCCUGGUCAUAGUUACUAUGGUUGCAGAGUUGAACACUUUCUUCUUCCGUCACGUCUUUGUUUAUCCGGACAGUCACAUCAUUGCAGUCAUCCGUAUCAUACUCAUUGUUCUAAUGGUGACACCAACACUAAGACAAUAUUAUACUUUUGUAACUGAUCCAGCCUGUAAACGAGUUGGAACUCAACUCUGGGUUUUUACUGCAGUGACGUUGAUUGAAGCCCUACUAUGCUUCAAAUUUGGAGUACACAUUUUUGCUAACACUGUCAUUCACAAAAUAUUGUUAUGGCUGGUUGUUUUGAUGGUAAUUACAAUGGUGUGUCUAUAUUUUAUGGUGCUGUAUGCAAGACGAUGCCAGCCUGAUGAUCCAAAAAAAAAAAGCCCAAGAAAGAUUCGUAGCUGGUUAAAAUCUCCUAUCAACGGUGUAGAAUCUUGGUUGCAGGAGGGAUCCAAUGGGACGACAGAAUGCAGCCAUCCAUAUAAUAUGCGUAAACGUGUUGUAAAGACCACAGCUAAUGGUCUGUAGUUUUUAAAUAAAUGUGGAAUACUGCUGCCUGUGUGACACCAUUGGUUUGUUGUCACUACACUAAGUACAGUAGUUCUGCUCAAAGAAUGCUAAUACAGUAUUACGGGCAUUGAGAUGAAUUUCUCUGGGCCUGAGCCUGUCAGAGAUGGGAAAAAAACUCUUUAUUCUUAUCAAGGGACAAAUUUGGAGGGGGGGGGGGAUGUCACAAAGAUUAAAGAAAUUGUCAAAUAGGCGAAAAAAAUGUCACCAAAAUCUCUUACGCCCAGGUAGUAAAAAUGGUAGAAACAGUGAUCUGGAACAACGUGCUACUCUGUAAAAAUGAAAACAAAGCAAAAACAGCUGUCACUCGUACACCUAACACUAAGCUUUACAUUGUAAGAGGUACAUGCAAGAUCCUACAGUUUCAAAAUAACCAGUUGUUACUUAUUUAUUCAGUGGUAUACCUGUACAUGCACGUAUACCAUGUAAAUGAAUCCCUGUACUUGUAUGGUGGCUAGCAGUUGAACCCAAGUAUACCAAUAUAUCUUCUCUCAUUUAUAUAUCUAUCAUUUCAUUGAGGGUAUGCUGCAGUUUCACUCAUUAUACACGGCCUGCGUAUUGUUGAUACUGUAUUCAGGCACGGCUGAGAUAUGCACUCAUGGAGUGACUGCUCUAGUUAAUAUUGUUGUUAUUAUUACUGUUGUUAUUCUUAAUAUUGUUAUUAAUAUUUAGAAUAAGGACAGUAAUAAUAACAAUAAUAACUAGAGCAGUCAUUAUUCUUAAUAUUGUUAUUGAUAUUGUUAUUGUUUUAUUAUUCUUGGCUGUUAGUGUUAUUGUUAUAAUUGUUAAUUAUUGUAUUAGUCCAAACAAGUACAAUUCUUGUAUUGCCAUGAACAUAUUGCAAGUAACAUAUGAAUAUCUGGCACGAUCUUUGAACAUAUUUAUUUUUUGACUGCUGUUUGUAACUCCAAGCGUUUUGUUGUUAUAUCUUCAUUCGUACUUGUAUUCAGUAAGUAAUUGGUUGAUACUCAUAUUCAUUAUAGCUUGAUAAAGUGAAUCCAUAUACGUAUACUGUGAGUUUAUACAAACAAAACCUGGACAGUCACAAGUAAAUAUUUUCAAAAAAUAAUAAUUAAGAUGGUAUGAUUGCUGUAUCAUUCACCAGAACAUGUUUAACUACAUUUAAAACCAAAAGUUAUAUGUGCAAUAUGUUUAGACUGGUUGCUAACUGUUCACUAAGUGUGCAGUCAUCCUAUGCUAUUGGAGGGUGCAUACUAAUGUCCAAGGCUGUUUUUUCAGUAGUGCUAAUACCUGAGACAACUAUAAUAAUUAUAUAGUUGUCUCAGCUUAUACUAAUACCUCAAUUUCAAUUGCUCAAUUAACAAAAAUAAUUAAACCCAAUAAUUUAAAGAAGCCAAUUAAAUACAUUUUCUCAGUAGUGCUACUGAUACCUCAAUUUUAGUUGCUCAAUUGACAAAAAAACUAUUAAACCCAAUAAUUUAUAAAAGCUAAUUAAAUACAUUUUUUAAAAACCUUUGUCCAGUUCCAUGGGAACAUGUCUCAUAUACAUACAUUCAAAAGACUACUAAUUUUCAACGCCAAAGAUUACCAUAGCGAGUCUGGAAAUAUUUUAUGAGUUUAUUAAAAAUAUAAAAAGCAAAUGGAAAAAUUAGGAACUAGUAUAUUUUACUUCCAUGUUGACUGAACAAAUUUGAAUGUUAAAAAAUAGAUACAUUAGUAUUGCUACUAAAGUUUGGUUCUGUUUUGAUGUACAAAUGCUGCCCUGUCUAUGUAUGAAUUAUGUAGAAUGCUAUAUAGUUUAUAUAGCUUUUUUUUACAUUCUUUGUGUUUGUGGAUAAAAAGUGUUUCUACAAAAACUUUUUUUUUUCAACUUAAAACUGUAACUGCUGUUUUCAUAAUAUUCUUCCAUACUGUAUCUGUAUUUAAAGACAUUGAUACAGUGAUGUUUGUUAAUUUAAUUUGUUUACUAAAGUGAAAUAUAGAAGCAUGUUUAAAGAUUAUCAACAAAAAUCGAACUGAUGUUAGAUUGUUUUAUUCAACUUAAUAUUUAGAUACAGCAUGCUUAAUUAUUUGUUCUUUUUUUACAUUAAACAAAAAAACACAUUUCAAUCUAUCAGAAAAGUAAAAUAAGAAUACAGUGUAAAUAUAUCAUUGGAUUUGCUGUUUAAAUGAAUGUGUGUAUUUGUUGGUAUUAACCUUGACUUAUUACUCUAUACAUUAUGCUGCCCUUAAUAUUUAAACUGUAGUUGAAAAUAUUCAUUUGGUUUGUAGAUGCAAUGAGAAAAAUUUUCUAUUUUAACAAAUCAGUUAAUUUGAACUGAUCUUUACUGACAGUUUUGAUGUUCAUUCCACGGAUAUCAUCUUUAGAUUGACGACUAUUGUUAAGGAAAACGCACACCAAUAUGUGGCGGUCACUUAACAAUAGUGUUGUAUACAUCCCGAGUCUAUACGACCCUAUUGUUACCAGCAUAUAUUACGUUUAUAUGACCGCCGUACAACACAUCGAGUGUCGGACUUUAGACUAUCAAUGAACAAUUUAGGGCAAACUAUAUUUUCAGGUCCCAGAGGGGGUCUUGGAUGGACGGUAAACUGUUACAAUUGUAUGAAUUCACUAAUUUAUUAUUUUUUUCAUUGUGUAAAUAGAUUUGAUUAUGGUAAAAGAAAAUAAUCAUAUAUAGUUUGGCCUCCAAUUGAAACUGAAAACAUGGGAUUUUCUUGGGGUUUGGUUUCUAAUAAGAUUCAAGAUUAUUGAUACUGUACAGUAAAAGAAGUGGUCUUAAAUUAAGAAGGGUCUUAGAAUUAAAGGGGUCGCAAAUUGGAGAGCAAAUAAUAUAACAACUAUAGUAUACUUUCCUUUAAUUACCAACUACAGUAUGUACGUAUUACACUUUUGCAUAGAAAUAACAUAAACCAUAAUGGUGCUGAAAACCUACAAGCCUAUUUCUCAAUUGGUUUGCAUCUAAAUAAUCCAUCCACAUGACAGUUUAAAAUAAGCCCACUGCCAUGUGAUGCUCUCAUUCAUGCAGCAUGUACAUAGCGUCAUACUUUAUACAUAUGUGUGUCUGCAACAUCAACUAUUAUAUUAUCUUUACUAUUGUUAUUAGUUAGGUCUGUGUUAUUUUUAGUACUGAAUUAUUAUAUGCUAUUAAAUGUAAUGCAUUGUGGUAAAUGUCUUCAAGGUACUGUAUGUAUUAACACAAAUGGUGCAAAUGAAUGUUGGUUAAACAUGGAUGUAUAAUUUCUAUACCCCAAAUGUUAAAUAAACUUUUAGACAUUCAAGGAUGGAAAGUAAAUUUUUAAAGAAUGUUUACUUUUUUUAAAUUGAUUAUAAUACAAAUUGUACAAAUUAGGUUUGCUAGGCUCAGGGAUAGUGAUUGCCUCUGUUAAUCAGUAAUUUAUCUUUAUGUAUUCCAAAAUCUUACAAUAAAACAUUGUUACAAAAUA